ACUCCUCCUCCUCUUCCCCCAGGAGAUUUACGUCCUUCCCCGUCCGCUCAGAUUUCAUCCACAACAGGAGAAGCAGACUCUCACUGACGCUUUCUCCGCUUCAACAGCUUGUUCCUGUCAAAACUGUUUGGUUUGUUUGCUUGCAGAUCUCCACUCGUUUCUAAUAAUGGCUGCUGACGUUUAUAAGAAGGAGGGUGAUGUGCCAAAUGGGUCCUUGGUCCCAGCUGAUGGACAGCAGUCUGAAAGGUCAGAAAGUCCAACCCCAGGAUUGACCCAGGGAACAGAACCAGGGGCAGGCCAAGAGGAAGCCAUAUUUGUUCACACCAAGUCAUAUGAGGACCUAACCAGUACCGACAAUCCAGAAUCAGCCCCCCGGAGCCCAGGUGAGAGGGAAGAACCUCAAGGUGAUGAGAUCAAGAUGGAAGAGAUCAGCAAGGAUUUCAGUGAGCUAAGCACACAGCUUACUGGUAUAGCACUGGAUCUGGAAGAAGAGAUAAGGCAGAAUGAUGAGGAAAAGUUGGAACUCUCACCACAAGCUUCACGUCGAGAUUCAGUCCUAUCAGGAAAAGAUGAAGAAGACAUAACCAUGGAAGCCUGGCGCAUGCACCAGAAGCAUAUCUUUGUUCUAAGUGAGGCAGGCAAGCCAGUUUACUCACGCUAUGGGUGUGAAGAGGCUUUGUCCAGUACCAUGGGAGUAAUGAUGGCUCUAGUGUCCUUUGUAGAAGCAGAGAAGAAUGCCAUCAGAUCUAUUCAUGCAGAUGGAUACAAGGUGGUCUUUGUGCGCAAGAGUCCCCUGGUGCUUGUUGCAGUGGCUCAGACUCGACAGUCAGAGCAAGAAAUUGCUCAAGAACUCCUUUAUAUCUAUUACCAAAUUGUCAGUCUCUUGACAUUGACUCAGCUUAACCGCAUCUUCCAACAGAAGCAGAACUAUGAUCUAAGGAGACUGCUAGCAGGCUCUGAGCGUAUAACUGACAACUUGGUAGACCUGAUGGCUAGAGACCCCAGUUUUCUCAUGGGGGCAGCACGUUGCCUGCCUAUGGCUGCUGGAGUCAGGGAUGUGGUGAGUGCUUGCCUCCAACAAGCCAAAGCGAAAAGCCUGGUAUUUGCCAUCUUAUUGUCGAAGAACCAAUUGGUAUCACUUGUGAGGAAAAAGGACCAAUUCCUACAUCCAAUUGAUCUCCAUUUACUCUUUAAUCUCAUUAGCUCAUCUUCCUCAUUUAGAGAAGGAGAAGCUUGGACUCCAAUAUGCCUUCCCAAGUUUAAUUCCAAUGGUUUCUUCCAUGCUCACAUUUCUUAUUUGGAACCAAACAUUGAUUUGUGCCUUCUUCUGAUUUCUACUGACCGUGAAGACUUUUUUACUGUAUCUCACUGCAAGCAAAGGUUCCAAGAACGGCUAAAGAAGCGUGGUGUUCAUCAUGCUCUCUUGGAAGCACUGCAUACUCCUUUCUACAGUGUCUCCCAGGUGGGAAUCCCAGACCUUCGACAUUUCAUCUACAAAUCUAAGAGUUCAGGACUUUUUACCAGCCCAGAGAUUGAGGCUCCCUACAUCACUGAGGAGGAAAAGAAAAGACUUCUGGAAUUGUAUCAGUACUUACAUAGCCGAGCUCACAAUUCCUCCCAUCCUCUAAAUAACAUCUAUUAUACUGGAGCAAAUGAGAAUCUCCUGGCUUGGGUGACUAGUGCUUUUGAACUUUAUGUAUGCUUCAGCCCCCUGGGCACCAAAGCAGCAGCUGUCAGCGCUGUCAACAAGCUGAUGAAGUGGAUCCGUAAGGAAGAGGACCGGCUCUUUAUAUUGACGCCCCAGACUUACUGACUGUUCUGGCCUGGGCUGCCUGCCUUGUGAUUACUGAGCACUCCAGAACUUCUUCUCGUCUCUGGUGGGACUAGACAUAGUCGCCCUCCCUCCUUCUCUGUCUCUCUCAGAGGGAGAUUCCCUCCCCAUAAUGACUUUGUGGAUGGGGAGGGAGAGGGAGUUCUCUGGGUAGCAGAGCUUUUGGCUCACGUAGUACACAGGGAUAUCUGAGGAGUCCAAUAUUUCAGAGUUUGCACUAGAUUUUAGAUAUUGCAUCUAGAACAGGAACUAGGACUUUCCAUACAUAGGACUAGACAAAUGCACCGAAUGUGAAAUAAGUAUGUAGAUAGGGAGAGAGAAAACAUUUUUAUGUCCCUUUUCUAGGAAGGUAAGAAAAAUAAAAAUCCCAGUGAGUUUUUUUAUGAUUCCAAAACUUUCAGCAGUAUUUUUUGCUCUUUACUAUGUUGAGCUCAACAAAUCUGAAGUUCAGAUUGUCUUCAAAUUGCUUCUGAAGGACUGAGGAGUAGAAGCAAAGGCAAUGUAUAAGUGUUCUCAGUUAGAGGCAGCCAGACCCCAACUAAUGGCAUGAACCUAGUAGUCUGGAAAAUAUUUUAUAAAUUGUGUUUAUUCCUCCCUGUUUCUCCAUAGAGCCCACUUACCUAAUGCUUAUUCCUAGCUGGACCAAAUUCCUGAUUUGCAGGGUCCUGAUGAAACCAUGUCUAUGUUGUUAUAGGCCAUGUAGUCUCUUUAUUUAGCAACAAAGAAAACAUAAAAAUUCAGGGAAGAAGAAAGGUCUGAAUUAUUGUUAAUAUGCAAAUUCUCAAGCCUAGCAAUUAUUUGGGCAACAAGAGCCAGAUUCCACACCAGUGUUUCUCAACCCCUGCACCUUUAAGAUGUGUGGACUUCAUCUUCCAGAAUGCCCAAGCCAGGAAGCUGGGAGUUGAAAUCCACACAUCUUAAAGUUGCUGAGAUUGAGAAACACUGGCUAGACUCCCACAUUAAUACUAUAAUAGGUUAUUCCAAUUCAUGCUGAUGCAUCUGAUUCAGAAAUAAGAGAUGGCAUUGUGAAAGUCAGCACCCUGAGGUAGAGAACUAUGCUUACAGCCCAUUAUUUAAUUGAUUACUUAUAGGAAAUUUGAACACAAUGAAGUCUGGGCCCAUAGAAAACUAGUUUUUCAUAUGGAAUCUUUUUCAUACAAUACUGAAAUGGUGUGACCUCAGAAAUAAAUUUGCCAUUAUCAUGGCAGUUGGGCUUAAGACAUAUCCUUCUCAGAACAGAACUUUUCGACUUCAAUAUGUAAUGUAUGUAUGUGAGUAGAGAUGAAAAGAUGCAUGGUUUUUUUUUAAUGUUAGAAAAAGUUCCUAACAAUAAGAGCAGCUUGACAGUGGAACCAGUUACUGAGAAAGAUGGUGUGCUCUCCUUCACUGGAUGUAUUCAGGGGGAAGCUAGACAGAUGUCUAUUGUGGUUACUUUAUUUGGGUUCAUACCUUGAAGGGAUGGACUAAAGGUCUUAAAUGGCCUUUUCCAACUCUGACAUCUGUAUGAGUUUGUAUAUUGGGGGCAGAAGGAGGGGAGAAAAAACUAUCACCAGUGUAACGAUAGGGUUCUUCCAGAUAGGGCUGUAGAUCCAUCAACAGGGCAAGAUGACCCCACCUGCCACACCCCAGAUUCCUGCACAUACUCAGCUAUGCCAGAUCUCUGAUUCUACUUGCUUUGGUUGCACAUUGUGAGGCUAAAUUAAAUUGGGACACAGUGAAAUCGCACAUGUCCAGUGAUGGUAUCAUGGGGAUCAUUCUGCUCCAUUCUUGGAUCUAUGCUUUCAUCUGGAAAAGGCCAUAUGGUGUGAUUCAGAAAAACAAACAAACAAAAAUGUUUUUAACAGGUACCUCUAAAAAAUAUGAAAACCCAAUUGCCACAAGAUGGCAGCAGAACAUCAGAUUUGUGAGAAGAGGUUUCUUAUUGAUUAGUACAUAUUAAAAUAAAAAUCAUAGUAGAUGCACAGUAAAUACAAUUGUCAAAUGAAUUUUCAGUAUUUACAAUAUGGAUUCAGUGUCAUGUCUACUGCUACACAUUUGAAUUUAAUAAAAGAGUUUUAUGGGACCUUUCAGAUUAAGAAAUUUACUAUAGCAUAAGAUUUUAUGACCUACCACCCAGUUCAACAAAUGAUAAAUGACUGUACUGCGUGCUAUAAUAAAGCGUGCAAGAC
Molecule: messenger RNA, 3999 nt
Organism: Candoia aspera
Lineage: Eukaryota; Metazoa; Chordata; Lepidosauria; Squamata; Candoiidae
Gene: MON1A
Product: MON1 homolog A, secretory trafficking associated
Exons: 6
Coding region: 167-1813 (548 amino acids)
Biological process (GO): protein targeting to vacuole; protein secretion; vesicle-mediated transport
Cellular component (GO): Mon1-Ccz1 complex
Source: RefSeq, a predicted model, not a curated record